Messenger RNA from Humulus lupulus (European hop), 702 nucleotides. RefSeq lists its product as uncharacterized. The transcript is spliced from 2 exons. The record is from RefSeq and is a predicted model, not a curated record. Lineage: Eukaryota; Viridiplantae; Streptophyta; Magnoliopsida; Rosales; Cannabaceae. Bases 1 to 702 code for a protein of 233 amino acids.
AUGGUUUCAAGAAAUUAUAGGCCUAGUAUAGAAAAGUAUAGUAUUGAUUUGAAUCGCGAAACAUCGUCAACAUCUAUCUCUGAAACCCAACCUGAACAUUGUGCUGAAGGGUUGGAAAAUAUUAUUCUACACAAUGAAGAUGAAUCAAGGCAUAAAGGUAAAGUCAAAUGGAGCAAGGAAGCAACUAUACUUCUUAUAAGUGGAUGGCUUAAUACAUCUAAGGAUGCCAUUGUGGGGAAUGACCAGACUUCUACACAUUUCUGGGCUCGAAUCGCAGAUUACUUCAACACCAACCAAAAAGACUGUUGGAGAUUGCUAAAGGUUGAGCCGAAAUGGAAUACAAUGUACCAACCAACAUGUGGUAAGAGAACAAAGGUGUCAGAAUCAGGGGCAUUUACUUCAUCUUCUAAUGCAGACAUCAGCGACGAUGAAGUACGUGAAGUACGCCCUACUGGCCAAAAGGCAACAAAGAGAAAAGGAAAGGAAAAAAAAAACACACAUGCUAGAUUUAUAGAGAUUAGUGAACGAAAAACAGUUGCAUUAGAGAAAUUGGUGGCGAUAAAGGAGAAAGAGGCAGAAGAUAAUAAGAUUAAAGGAUAUAUGGAUUAUCUCAUCAUGGACACAUCGCAUAUGACUCCUGAGCAAAAGAAAAAUCAUGAAGCCAUGUGUACUUAUAUUAAGACUAAUAUCCUAAAGUUGUAA